GCGAAUUUUGCAGUUGGUGAUGUUGAGGAGUUGCGUGGUUUUCGAAGUGGCGUGGUGGUUUUCGACUGGUUUUGACGGUUUUGGUGGGGGUAGGGGAUGCCGGCGACAGGGGUUAGGGUGCUGGCGACAUGGGCAGGUGGCGCCGGUGGUACGGCUGACUGGGUUUGGGUUUGGGGUUAGGGUUUUUUUCUUUUUAAUUUUUCUUUUUGUUUUUAUUAAUUUAAUUUUUUUUAAAACCAAUAGGAAAUUGACACGUGUUAAUUAUAGGAAAUUUAAUUUUAAAAUCAUUUCUGUUCAGUUAAAAUCAGUUGACGAAACACGAGUGAUGACCCUAAUAUAUUGGGUUGGGUUGGAAUUUGGAAGAAGUGCAACUACACUCUUACCAUAGCACUCUCACCCCAAAAGCCCACAAAACGAGCUUUUCACCCAAAACACCAAGCGAAUGUUGAAAACCAACCAAAAACCCCAGUAGAACCCUCAAUCUUCCAUCAACAAUGGCUUCUUUCGCUGCGGCAAGGUCUAUCCUCCGCUCCUCUCCCGCCGCCCGAUCCGCCGCCCCACGUUUCUCCGCCGCCGCUAAACCAAAAUCCAACCCAUUUUCUCCCUCCUCAUUCAACCUUCCGAAGCAAAAGACUCUCUCUGCCCCUCGCAUUUUCAGGUCUCCUGUUGAAUUGAGCUGCUGUGUUGAAUCGUUGAUGCCGUAUCACACGGCUACUGCCUCUGCGCUGCUCAACUCCAUGCUUUCUGCUGCGCCCCGAAGCGCUGGUUGGACUCCUGAGGGGAAAGACCAGACUAGAUGAAGAGCAAGCUAGCACAGAUGGGAAGACUCGUGGGGUUGAAUUUUGUGAGUUUUGUGCUGCUUAAGUAGUGGAAUGUAAAACAUUGUUACAGAUCAAGAAAAUGAAUGACUAACGUAUACAAUUUGAUCUCAAGUGGCAAUUAUCAUAUUUCUUUGUUUGAAUUGUGUUAUGUAAAAGGUGUAGGUCAGGUUUUAAAAAUGUUUCAAUCACCUUUAUCUUGACAAUGGAUAUAUCUGAUUCCUUCAUGUUGGAGUUUCGAA
Messenger RNA from Chenopodium quinoa (quinoa), 1060 nucleotides. Its product is annotated as protein NUCLEAR FUSION DEFECTIVE 6, chloroplastic/mitochondrial-like. The record is from RefSeq and is a predicted model, not a curated record. The transcript is spliced from 3 exons. The coding region runs from base 495 to 800 and encodes 101 amino acids. Gene Ontology annotation, cellular component: mitochondrion. NCBI's taxonomy places the organism in Eukaryota, Viridiplantae, Streptophyta, Magnoliopsida, Caryophyllales, Amaranthaceae.